AUAAAAAAAAAAUUCUUCAAGGUUUUUUUAUUUUUUUUAAUUUAGCCUAAUAAGAUGCAAAAUUGAAACCGUUGUGCAAACAUGAGGUGUAGCUAUGAUUUCGAUUUUGGAAGGCUGAAACCCGCCUUUAGCUGGCUUGAAUUUCGGCCUGAGCGUUCCUCACAAUUCAAUGAGGAGCAGAAGAAGGAGAAGUAGAAUUAAGCAUUCGUCCAUUGAAACAAAACUUGUUUCUUUUUUCGGUCUUCACGAACUCAAGAGCUCCCCGGAGGGUCCUUACCAAGAAGCUACCAGGAUGGUCAGUAAGCCUUUUAUGGUUGAUUUGGAUAAGCCUAUGGUAUUCCAGGUUGGCCAUCUUGGGGAAGCUUAUGACAGAUGGGUUCACCAACCUAUUGUUAGCAAGGAUGUUCCCCGGUUUUUUUCCAAUGACUUUUGUGAGCUCUUGACACGCACAAAAUGGUGGGUGAUCCCACUUGUUUGGUUACCAGUUAUAUGUUGGCUUGUUUCUGUCUCUACCCAAAGAGGUCUUACUAGUACUGAGGUAGCCUCAACAGUGGUUGGUGGCAUCUUCAUCUGGACAUUUCUUGAGUAUUCUUUGCACCGUUUUCUUUUCCAUAUGGAAACAAAAAGUUAUUGGGGAAACACCUUGCACUAUCUCCUUCAUGGCUGCCAUCACAAGCACCCUAUGGAUGGGCUACGGCUUGUUUUCCCCCCAGCUGCAACAGCAAUUCUCUGUGUGCCAUUGUGGACCCUGAUUAAGCUUUUGUCACCUCCUUCAAUCGCUCCAGCUUUGUUUGGAGGUGGGUUGCUGGGAUAUGUUAUGUAUGACUGCACCCAUUAUUACUUGCACCAUGGAAAGCCAUCUAAAGGAUAUGGUCAAACUCUCAAGAGAUACCACUUGAAUCAUCACUUUAAAGUUCAGAGCAAGGGGUUUGGGAUUACAUCUUCUGUUUGGGACCAUGUGCUUGGAACAUUUCCUGCAGUCAAAGUGGGUGACAAAAGUAGGUGACAGCUGAUGCAUAGAUGAUUUUUCAUCAAGUUACUUACAGCUGAUGCUGUGAGUAAAUGGAUGAGCCUGCCCUGCCCUGGCUUUUAUAUUAUUUAUAGAUGGAAUGGAGCCCUGGUCUUGGCUUUUGUACCAUAUUUUCUUGUUUGCUAUCUCCUACGGUUCCACGCCAUACAUCAUUGUUGGUUGGACCUACACAGCAAGGCCUUUUUUACUAGCAUUGGAAUUAACUAUUGAAGUAAAAGACAGAUUUUGAGAAGGAAAACGUACACAUUGCCAUUUCUACAUGAUAAAACCUUUAUUUUUUAAUUGUCUUCCUGGCUUUGCUCAAUUGUUAAGUUUUUAGUAGUUAUAAUAAAACUCUUUUGUAUUAUUUUUAAGAUUAUCAUCAUAAUAAUCA
Messenger RNA from Durio zibethinus, 1403 nucleotides. RefSeq names its product dihydroceramide fatty acyl 2-hydroxylase FAH1-like. Gene Ontology annotation, molecular function: fatty acid 2-hydroxylase activity; iron ion binding. The record is from RefSeq and is a predicted model, not a curated record. Gene Ontology annotation, cellular component: endoplasmic reticulum; membrane. Gene Ontology annotation, biological process: fatty acid metabolic process; lipid biosynthetic process. Lineage: Eukaryota; Viridiplantae; Streptophyta; Magnoliopsida; Malvales; Malvaceae.